Molecule: messenger RNA, 1350 nt
Organism: Thalassophryne amazonica
Lineage: Eukaryota; Metazoa; Chordata; Actinopteri; Batrachoidiformes; Batrachoididae
Product: peptidyl-prolyl cis-trans isomerase FKBP1A-like
Exons: 5
Coding region: 224-553 (109 amino acids)
Molecular function (GO): peptidyl-prolyl cis-trans isomerase activity
Source: RefSeq, a predicted model, not a curated record
ACCUCCAGUGGAAAGAAUCUGCUCUCUGAGUGCCCCUUUGGCCACUGCUGCAAACAUUUCUGGAAUAUUUUCCAUCACACAGCCUGAGUUGUUGGCGUUUAUUGUUAUUAAAUCAGCAGUAAAUCGUGAGAGUGGGCUCUGGUUUUUGUCGUGAAGCCCCCACAGCUCCUCCUCUUCCCGCUCCGGUUGUCGGUGGGCGACAGAAAGAACAAGAAUCAAGAAAAUGGGAGUCGAAAUUGAAACCAUAAGUCCGGGUGAUGGACAGACAUUUCCGAAGAAGGGGCAGCAGGUCGUUGUUCACUAUGUCGGCACGCUGACGAAUGGAAAGCAGUUUGACUCUUCCAGGAAACAUGGAAAGCCAUUCAAAUUCAAAAUUGGAUAUAAUGAAGUUAUUCGUGGAUGGGAAGAGGGAAUAGCCCAGAUGAGUGUAGGUCAGCGGGCAAAGCUGAUUUGCUCUCCAGACUUUGCCUAUGGCAGUAAAGGGCACCCAGGCGUCAUCCCACCAAAUGCCACGCUCAUCUUCGACGUGGAGCUGAUCGGCCUGGAAGCCUGAAAGUUGUGCACUCACUUGAAUUCCACUCAGAUUUUCAGGGUUGACUCCUAUCUCGGGAACAUGGAGGAAAAUGAUAACAGACGAUUCCUGCAUAGGACUUAUGUAUUAUAGCUUCAGUCAUCCACUUUCCUUUCAUUUAAAUGUAUACUAAGUAUCACUUGAUUGAAACCUGAUUCUUCUAUACCUUAGAUUCCAUACAAUAAUAAGACAGACUGACCCAUGUUUUAUCAUUCUGCUGUUUUUUUUUUUUGCAUAACUUUUGUCUUGCCAUUAGGACCCAUUUAUAAAUUGGUGUUAGAUCCAUGUCAUUCAUGUGGUUCUGUGGCCUUUGCACUACAAUGAUUGCAGGUAUUGAAUUUUUUUUCUAGGUUUUUGCUUUUGUGAUACUUAUGGGGCUAAAUUUGAAAAAUAAUAUGGAAUACCAUGUAACCAGGGCGAUUUCAUGAUCAAGCACACUUUUGCCAUAAAUACAAGCUUUGUGCAAAUGUAGGAAUUUGCUUUUGUAUUUAUACAGCAGUAUAAAUGCAUUAUGUAUGAGAGUAACCAUGUUUAUUACCCCAUACCUUUAAAAUGUUUGCUUGUAACAGUAUUUGAGGACUUGUUUGCCAAAAUGUGGUCUUGUGAGAAAACAUAGUUGAUCUCUGGGAAAACCUUUUUAAAUCUGCAUGCCAUGUUCUCCUCACCAAUUUUUGAGCACAUCAAGAAGUUUGUGAUUAUUUCAAGGAGUGUGUAACAAGCUGUGGAAGUUGUUAAAGAUCUGUUCCUUACUCUGUACACAUUAAAACCAGUAAUUUUAA